AAAAAAAAAAGAAAACAAGCUUGGGAAAGUGUUUCCGGUCUGUCCCGGAAGUUGUUAGCCAACAGCAACAGUUAGCAGUGUGAUUCAUGCUGUGAUUUUUACAGGACGGUAAAAAGCAGAAUGUCAGAGCAGACGAUCACUGUGACAGUUGCCUACGGAUCUACUAAACACAGCAUCACAGUAACUGGCCAGGAUGAUGGCAAGGGUCCCACUGUCAAAGACCUUUCAGAUGCUCUCACUCAAGCCACCGGAGUCCCACAAACCUCACAGAAAAUCAUCUUCAAAGGAAAAUCACUGAAGGACAUGGAGGAGAGUCUGUCCAGCUAUGGAUUAAAAGAAGGCUGCAAACUCAUGAUGAUCGGAAAGCGGAACAGUCCAGAGGAAGAAGCGGAGCUGAAGAAGCUGAAAGACAUUGAGAAAUCUGUGGAACAGACGGCAAAAAAGCUGGAGAAAGUAGACGGGGAGUUGACUGGGCUCAAGAAUGGCUUCCUGGCCAAAGACCUCCAGGCGGAGGCCUUGGGUAAACUAGACCACAGAGUAAAAAUAGCAGCGGAACAGUUCAUGAAGAUCCUGGAGCAGAUUGAUGCUCUGAGUCUCCCAGAUAAUUUCAGUGACUGCAGAAUGAAGAAAAAGGGGCUUGUGAAGACAGUGCAGGAUUUCUUGGCCCAGUGUGACAAGAUCGAGGCUUGUAUAUCGGAUCAUCUAUCGAAGAUCCAGUCGAAAAAUCUCGCCCUGGCGGAGUAGAGCGAGACAGUCUCCCAUAUCAUGUGCUAUACAUUGCUCUGUGAGCAACUGCAAAGUGUACAGAAAACUUGAAGUGUGGAGCAGCUCCUUGUCUAUUUAUUGUUAACGUGAUAUGUGCAAGAACCCUGCGAACGGAAGGAAAGUGGAUAUCUGCGCUGAUCCUGGGUGCAGCUGGGAUACAUUUACCCGGGUUAAAGACAGAUAUGAAGUGCUCCCUCGAGAUAAUGUAACCCACAGUGACAUUGUGAAAGGAUCAGAGGUGCUUUGAAUCAUUGCAAAUUGUGUAGAUCCCCCCUUAGACCGUCAAAAGGUAGUGCUGAAUGUCUAUCAGAUUAUUAAUAAUGAUGUCAAAGAACAGUUCUGUACAAAACUAACAUGUUGGUACAUCACAACGAGAAAAAAUACAUAACCAAAAGUAUGUGGACAAACAUUAACGUGCAUAAGUCUGCUGUCGAGUCUUGCUCGGGCUGGAGGAAGUCCAAUGCUGUCCAUAUACUUUUGGUCAUUGUGUAUAUUUCUUAAUCUGUAUCAAGAGUCAAAGCCAGCACCUGUCUUUAAAUUCAGUGACUGAUCCCAUUUAAUGAGGCAUCUUUGGAAUUGCUAUUGCUUUAAAUUAGUGCUGCAACCAUUAGUCGACUCAUCGGUCAAAGAAAAUGAAUAGCAAAAAUAAUCAUUUAAGUCAUUUUUCAAGCCAAGAAUGUCAAAUAUUUGCUGGACCUUUGGUUGUAUAAAAGAAGCAAUUUGAAAACAGCACUUUUGGAAUUUUGGUCUAGUAUUUCUGUUUUUUACCUUUGUUAAAAUCAUCUGCAUAUUAAUUGACAAUGAAGAUAAUAGCUGGUUGCAGCCCUACUUUAAACCAUCAUUAAGACUGACGCAUCUUAUCAAUUUUACCUUGUUUUAAAAUAAAACCAUUUUUGAAAAAUGAAGCGCGUUGGUGGUUCGUCUCACAACACAUUUUAAUCUCCAAACUUCUUGAUUCCUACAAAAUACAAAUGAUCAGUAAAACCAAGCCAGUCACGAUAACAGACUCCUCAUUUCAGUUUAUUUCCAGUUAAAUCCAUGAAGGUCUUUACUAGCUUAUACAGACCCUACAGUGGUGUUUUCACAGAUGUGCAAAUGAGCUUUGAGAGUAGGGUUGAGGAGUUGGAGGGAGGGUCCAACAAGCAGCUUGAAAAAAAAAAAAAAAAAA
Messenger RNA from Acanthopagrus latus (yellowfin seabream), 1933 nucleotides. It is a transcript of the gene bag1, whose product is annotated as BCL2 associated athanogene 1. Gene Ontology annotation, biological process: protein stabilization. The coding region runs from base 121 to 744 and encodes 207 amino acids. The record is from RefSeq and is a predicted model, not a curated record. Gene Ontology annotation, molecular function: protein-folding chaperone binding; adenyl-nucleotide exchange factor activity. Gene Ontology annotation, cellular component: cytoplasm; nucleus; membrane. The transcript has 7 exons. NCBI's taxonomy places the organism in Eukaryota, Metazoa, Chordata, Actinopteri, Spariformes, Sparidae.